Molecule: messenger RNA, 424 nt
Organism: Rhizophagus irregularis DAOM 181602=DAOM 197198
Lineage: Eukaryota; Fungi; Glomeromycota; Glomeromycetes; Glomerales; Glomeraceae
Source: RefSeq, a predicted model, not a curated record
AAAAAAAAAAAAAUAACGUAGAAUUUCGAAGAAAAUGCUCUAUGUAAAGCUUUAAGUAAGGAAACUGAUAUAAAUGUAAUUAACACUCCGACCAAUUAUUGCGAAGGAGAAAGUGAAAGUUUAGUUGGAAAAGUUUUAACGAGUUCUAAUGAUAAACUUUUACCACAUGAACAUAUCGUACGUUAUUCUCCUAAUUGUUUCCAUUGCAUCCAUCCAGAAUUUAUGAGGUACGAAUAAAUUUAGAGUAAUAAAUUAAAUUGAGAGUAAAUUAUGUGAAUUAACUGAGAGUAAUGAGAAUAAAUUGAAAGCGAAUUAAGUGAGUGGUAGUGAAUUACGAGUUGAAUUGAGAGUUAAAUCGAGAAUAAAAAUUGAGGGUAAUUAAGAACAAAUUAAAGUGAGAGCGUAGUAAAUUAAGUAAUUAAGA